GCCUUCAGCCAUUAUAUACAAAUUUUUGGAACAUAAGGACUUUCAUUGCACAACUUUUUAUUCAAGAAAAUUUUGGUAUUUUGUUUAACUGUUUGAUUCAAUGGGUGAUAAUGGGUCACAACAUGAGCCACCGAAGCGAGUGGUGGUUUGUGGGGGAGGAAUUAUCGGAGUUUGCACAGCUUACUAUUUAGCAAAGAAAGGAGCUAAGGUAAUUCUCAUUGAACGAUCAGCCAUAGCUGGCGCGGCAUCAGGGAAAGCCGGGGCCUUCCUUGCACGUUAUAUGUGUGACGGCGGGCCACUUUCAUCUUUGGCCCGUACCAGCUUUGAUCUUCACGGUUCACUAGCUAAAGAACUUGAUGGAGCUCGAUCCUAUGGUUACCAGCCCUUUACAACCUUCACUCUCGUUUCAAAUGAAUCAGACCAGCCAUCCAAAGGUUCUAGCUUACCUUCAUGGAUAGACGGCCCAUUUAAGCAAGGAGAAAUCACGGGUACUACAGAGACCACAGCCCAGAUCCAUCCGCGGUUAUUCACAUGUGCUUUAUUAGCCAAGGCGGUGAAGGAGUAUGGGGUGGAGGUUGUGAUUGCCAAAGUGGAAAGUGUAGCAGUGGAGGACCAGAAAGUGGCGGUGAAGCUGGACAGAGGUGGAGUUAUUGGUGGUGAUGCGGUGGUUUUGGCUCUUGGGCCGUGGACUAGUAAGCUUCCAGGGAUAUCGUCUAAAUUUAGGGUGUAUGGUAAGAAGGCGAAUAGCAUAGUACUGGAAUCUAAAGAUAGUGAUAUAAUAACUACUGAUGUGCCAGUUUCUACUUACUAUCCAGAAAUUGGAUUUCCAAAUUUCUUUCUGCGUCCUACAGGAGAGGUGUAUAUCUGUGGACCGUUCCCUGUGGACGCCGAGGUCCCUGAUAGCCCAGAGUUGGUUUUUCCUGACCCAGAAGUAAUGCAGAUGCUCAAGAGAGCUGCAGGUAUAGUCUCGAGCCAUCUUGCUGAAAAUAGUGUGACGGUGAAAAAUGAACAAGCUGGCUUGCUGCCUGCCACAGAUGAUGAGUUACCAAUCAUGGGCGAAAUUCCAGGGAUGAAAAAUUGCUACGUGUCUACGGGACAUUGUUACUGGGGCAUUUUAUUUGCACCGGUUAGCGGUGUUGCCAUGGCAGAGCUUGUGAUAGAUGGUCAAGCUAGCAUUGUUGAUCUUAGUUGCUUCAGUCCUAAUAGAUUUGCUGGUAAAGAUAAAUGAUCAGCUUAAAUCUUAUUCGCACACAUCGUGUCUGUUUUGAUUUCUUGAAUGCAAUGUUGUUUUAAAAUUUUAUCAAAAGGCAAAGUGACAUUGACCAUUUCACAUA
This is a messenger RNA of Erigeron canadensis, 1334 nucleotides long. Its product is annotated as putative oxidoreductase TDA3. The transcript is spliced from 3 exons. NCBI's taxonomy places the organism in Eukaryota, Viridiplantae, Streptophyta, Magnoliopsida, Asterales, Asteraceae. Gene Ontology annotation, molecular function: oxidoreductase activity. The coding region runs from base 101 to 1228 and encodes 375 amino acids. The record is from RefSeq and is a predicted model, not a curated record. Gene Ontology annotation, cellular component: cytoplasm.